AUGAUCGUAUCAAACAGCAACCAAGAAACAACACGAUCCGCGUUCUCAUGGCGCAAACGAGGCCUGGUCUCAUAUGGCGUACCGUUUCCCCAGCUUGUCGCGACGCAUGUCGAGAGAUUAGGGAAAUUGCGGGUAUAUACGUUGGUUUCUUGGUCGCUUGCGAGGAACACAGAUACUGUAUCCAGAUUGAAGGAGGCACUGGGUCCAAAACUCGUGGGAGAGCGCAUUGGGUUUCCCAGCCAUGUGCCUUGGAACGAUCUGCUUCGUUUGGCACAGGAAAUAAAUGAGUCGGCCGCUGAGCUGGUCGUGACCGUAGGAGGAGGGUCCAUCACUGAUGCUGUCAAGCUCGCCGGCCUCAUCCUCGCAAACGAUCUCCAUGAUUUCAAAGCCCUUGAUGCAAUGAGCUCGAGACUAAAAGCAGCCAUGCAGCAUGAUAUCGACUAUAAACAUGCCUCGGAUCCCCAGGACGUAAAUCCUCCACCAUUCGUCAGGAUCAAUGUACCUACAACAUUGUCCGCUGGAGAGUAUUCUCCGUACGCAGGGGGGAUCGAUCCGACGGAAGGCGUAAAGAAAAUCUUCAUACUUCAAAGCCUAGCAUGCGACAUCGUGAUAUUAGACCCGGAGCUCGCACGGCACUCUCCAGAAUGGGUAUGGAUGAGCUCAGGUGUCAGGUCGAUAGAUCACUGUGUCGAAUUGCUGGGCAGUUUGAGCAAGAUUGAUCCGGAGACAGAGGACGCUGCAGAGAAAGGUCUUGUGUUGGUGGCGCGAGGUCUUCUGAAAUUGAGGAAUGACCCCAGCGACCUUCAGGCUCGCCUUGAGACUCAGCUGGGCUCAAACUUUGCAAUGGACGGCAAGUUCACACAUCAUCCGCGCGAUUUUUAUGAAUCAUCCCUGAUAUCAUGGCAUCUAGGUCUUUGCCGAGGUGUACAUCUUGGUGGCUCCCACGCUAUCGGACAUCAGCUCGGUACCAUGAACGUGGCGCAUGGAUACACAUCCUGUAUAUUAUGUCCUUCAGUCAUGAAGUGCAAUGCGAAGGUCAAUGCAGCUCGGCAACAACGGGCUAUUGACAUCUUGUGGUCCGACUCGUAUAUCCGACAGGCGCUAUCGAAACGAGGUCUCACGGCCCAGAAUGACUUGGGAGAUCUCUUGGACGGGUUGUUCCGAGAAUAUGGAAUGCCCAGGACUCUGAAGGAAGUUGGAGUUGAAGGGGAAGCGAACUUACAAACGUUGGCCGUUCGAAGCCUGAAGGAUCCUUGGUGUAGAACAAACCCAAUACCCCUGACGACACUAGAACAGGUGAUCAAUAUCCUGAACACUGUAGAAAUAUGA
This is a messenger RNA of Cladophialophora psammophila CBS 110553, 1329 nucleotides long. RefSeq lists its product as uncharacterized. Gene Ontology annotation, molecular function: metal ion binding; alcohol dehydrogenase (NAD+) activity. Bases 1 to 1329 code for a protein of 442 amino acids. Gene Ontology annotation, cellular component: mitochondrion. The transcript is spliced from 4 exons. The record is from RefSeq and is a predicted model, not a curated record. NCBI's taxonomy places the organism in Eukaryota, Fungi, Ascomycota, Eurotiomycetes, Chaetothyriales, Herpotrichiellaceae.